Molecule: messenger RNA, 2687 nt
Organism: Rhodotorula graminis WP1
Lineage: Eukaryota; Fungi; Basidiomycota; Microbotryomycetes; Sporidiobolales; Sporidiobolaceae
Exons: 7
Coding region: 47-2626 (859 amino acids)
Biological process (GO): tRNA methylation
Cellular component (GO): nucleus; cytoplasm
Molecular function (GO): tRNA (cytidine-N5)-methyltransferase activity; tRNA binding
Source: RefSeq, a predicted model, not a curated record
CCGCCGCACAGCACCCACCAGACGCUCGCUCUCGACAGCCGCGACCAUGGGCAGACCGCAACGCCGCAGCAACAAGCCCCGGCAGGACCGCGACGCUGGCCCGCAGCAGGAGCGCACCGGCGCAUGGCGGCCCAUCGACCAGUCCAACGAGACGUUCGAGAACUUCUACAAGGCGCAGGGCAUCGUGCCCGACGACGAGUGGGCCGCCUUCUCCAAGUCGAUGCGCGAGCCUCUCCCGACCACGUUUCGCCUCACGAGCUCGCGCGCGACCGCCCCGGCCCUCCACGAGCACAUCAAGCAGGUCUACGUCCCGUACCUCACCGGCAUCGAGUUCGAGGGCACAAAGCUCGCGCCGCCAAAGCCCAUCGAGUGGUACCCGCAGCAGCUCGCGUGGCAGCUCCCCGUCCACAAGGCCGCGCUCCGCAAGGACCCGCACUUCCGCAAGUUUCAGCACUUUCUCGUGUACGAGACGGACGCCGGCAACCUGUCGCGCCAGGAGGCCGUCUCGAUGAUCCCGCCUCUGCUCCUCGACGUGCGGCCGGGCAUGACGGCGCUCGACAUGUGCGCCGCGCCGGGCAGCAAGAGCGUCCAGAUCCUCGAGGCGCUCCACGCUCCGAGGUUGGCGACCGACCCGACCGAGCAAGGGCUCCUCAUCGCCAACGACUCGGACGCCAAGCGCUGCCACCUCCUCGUGCACCAGUCGCUCCACCGCGUGCCCGGCACGGGCAUGAUGGUGACCAACCACGACGCGACUCAGCUCCCGUCGCUGCGCCUCGCCAAGGACGUCGCCGCCGCCGCCGCUGCCGAGGGCUCGUCGCGCCUCAAGUUCACGGUCGAGGACGAGAAGCGCGUCGCCAACCUGCCCAAGGACCGCCUCGCCAAGCAGUACGACGGCAUGCUCUUUGACCGCAUCCUCGCCGACGUCCCUUGCUCGGGCGACGGCACGAUGCGCAAGAACCUCGGCAUCUGGACCGACUGGACCGUCGGCAACGGCAUCGGCCUGCACUCGCUCCAGCUGCGCAUCCUCCUGCGCGGCAUCCAGCUCCUCAAGCCCGGUGGCCGCCUCGUCUACUCGACGUGCUCGAUGAACCCGAUGGAGAACGAGUCGGUCAUCAGCUCGGCCCUGUCGCUCUGCCCCGACAUGUCGAUCCUGCCCGUCACGGACGAGCUCCCCGCGCUCAAGCGCCGCCCGGGCAUGACGACCUGGCGCGUGCUCGACAACUCGCUCUCGGACGCGCCGCACCCGGCCUCGGCCGCCGCCGCCGCCGCCGAUGCCCCGCCGCCGCCCGACGCCGACGACGUCGUCGCCGUCGAGCAGGACAACGACAAGGGGCGCGACGGCGUGCGCAAGGGCGCCAAGGGCAAGGGCAAGAAGGAGAAGAAGCUCGACAGCAACGGGCGCAAGGUGUGGGACGAGUCGCUGUGGCCUCGCGGCGACGAGAAGCAGAAGGGCCUCGAGCACGCCCUGCGCCUGUACCCGCACCUGCAGGACACGGGCGCCUUCUUCGUGUGCGUGCUCGUCAAGAAGGGCGGCGACGAGCCCGUGCCCGCGCCCGCACCGGCGGUCGCGCCUGUCGUGCCCGAGGGCAAGGAGGAGGAGGAGCGCAAGGUUGAGGAGAAGGAGGCGCCUGCACCUGUGGCCGAGAAGCGCGAGCGCGCCGCGACGCCGACGCUCGUCGAGGGCGAGCCCGAGGCAAAGAAGGUGCGCCAGGACGCCGGCGAGGCAGCGACCAAGGACGCGAGUGCGGCCGCCCCGCAGGAGGCCAAGGCGGUCGAGAAGAAGGAGCCUGUCCUCGGUGGCGGCAAGCCCUUCAACGAGGAGCCGUACAUCUACCUCCCCGGUCUCGAGGACGACCAGGUCCGCCUCAUCAAGGACUUUUUCGGCAUCUCGGACGCUUUCCCGUUCAGCGAGCUCCUCGUGCGCAACGCGGCCGGCCAGCCGCUGCGGUCCAUCUACCUCACGUCGCUCCUCACGCGCAAGCUCCUCCUGUCCAACGCCUACUCGCGCAUGCGCCUCAUCUCGUGCGGCGUCAAGCUCUUUACGCGCCAGGACUCGAACGGCCAGUACGCGUGCAAGUGGCGCCUCAACGCCGAGGGCCUCGACGUCGUGCGGCCGUUCCUGAGCGACAAGCGCGUCAUCAAGGUCGGCGCCGACACGCUCCGGCAGGUCAUGGGCGCCGUCAGCGUCAAGUUUGAGGACCUCACGGAGGAGGGGCUCAAGGAGAGGCUCGAGGCGACCGAGCCGGGCAGCGCCGUCCUCCACGUCCAGGGCGCCAAGGGCAGCGACACCGACAAGGAGGAGGAUCUCUUCCUCGCGUUCUGGGUCAGCAAGACGAGCUGCAACCUCAUGGUCGAGAAGCUCGAGAAGUCUGCACUCUCGCUCCGGCUGUACGCCGAGGACGUCACGCCGCACAGCAAGGCCAAGAUGCAGGAGCGCGCGGCGGCCAAGAAGGACGUGGCGGCGUCGUCGGCGCCCGGGACGACGGGCGACAACACGCCGGCCGCGACGGACGUCGAGGGCGUCGAGGCGCAGGAGGCGGUCGACCAGGAGGACGGCGACAAGGUCAUGGCGGUCGAGGAGGCGGCAAAGGAGGAGGAGACGGGCGAGAUGGCCGCGACGGCCUGAGCGGGCGCUCUUGGGGCCGUUGAUGGGCGACGGGCGUGCAUUGCAGGUGCUCUUUCCUGUG